Molecule: messenger RNA, 5961 nt
Organism: Olea europaea var. sylvestris
Lineage: Eukaryota; Viridiplantae; Streptophyta; Magnoliopsida; Lamiales; Oleaceae
Product: guanine nucleotide exchange factor SPIKE 1
Exons: 31
Coding region: 275-5782 (1835 amino acids)
Biological process (GO): positive regulation of GTPase activity; small GTPase-mediated signal transduction
Molecular function (GO): guanyl-nucleotide exchange factor activity
Source: RefSeq, a predicted model, not a curated record
CAAUCUUUUCGUUGCUGGAGCACUACGCACUAGCACUGGUACUGUCAUUUCUCUGGGUUCAUUUUUUUUAAAGGACUGGGUUCAGAUUAUAACUUCACACCUACGAUUUUUUGAUUGUAACGUGGGAAUUACGCUAUACAGUAGACACCGGCGGUUCCAUAGACCAGGACGGCUCGCGCCUCACUACAAAUCGAAGGGCCCAGCACCCAGACCCAUUUCCUCCAACGUGAAAUCGGACGGCAACCCUCUCUUGGUGUUGCCCAUUGCUAAGGCUAUGGAUAAUGCCAACGGGCUUCGUUUUCGGAGAAUUCCUCGCCAAUCAUUUUCUACUAGUAUUAAGUUGGACCCACCGCUUGAUGAAAACUUGGAGCAGUGGCCACAUUUGAAUGAACUUGUUCAAAGCUAUGGUUCUGAAUGGGUUAAAGAUGAUUACAAGUACGGGCACUAUGAAAGCAUUGCCCCCAUCUCAUUUCACAAUCGGAUAUUCGAGGGACCUGAUACCGAUAUUGAAACAGAAAUGCAUCUUGCUAAUGCUAGAAGAACUAAGAUAGAAGAUUCCGCUGAUGAAGAAAUGCCUAGUACAUCUAGGCAUCACUUUUCAGAAGAAAACGUCUACGAGUCAUCAAAUGCAAAAAUUUGCAAGCAUUUUGGGGAAUCUCCUUUGCCAGCUUACGAACCUGUUUUUGACUGGGAAAAUGAGAGAUUAAUGAUCUUUGGGCAAAGAAUUCCCGCAAAUAACACAUCUCAGUAUACCAGUGGGCUAAAGAUUGCAGUGAAAGUGUUAUCCUUGACAUUUCAGGCUGGGCUUGUUGAGCCAUUUUAUGGCACAAUUUGCUUAUAUAAUAGGGAGAGAAGGGAAAAACUUUCUGAAGAUUUCAUUUUCUGCAUGUCACCAGCUGAAAUACAUGAUACUAGCAGUUCUUCUGAAGCACGUUGUAUUUUCCAUCUAGAUGCUCCAUCAGCAUCAGUCUGUCUGCUUAUCCAGUUAGAAAAGUCAGCUACUGAAGAAGGCGGCGUGACUACCUCUGUUUACUCACGUAAAGAACCAGUUCAUCUGACAGAAAGGGAGAAGCAAAAACUGCAAGUCUGGUCUCGUAUCAUGCCUUAUAGGGAGUCCUUUGCCUUGGCAAUCAUCCCACUUUUUGAUAGUGGUGUUACCAUUGCUUCUGGUGGAUCUGCAUCCCCCAGCAGUCCACUCACUACUAGCAUGUCAGGUUCAAAUUCUCAGGAGGGUGCUGCUGAACCGCUUGCAAAGAUCACAUUAGAUGGAAAGCUCGGCUACUCAAAUGGAAACUCUGUUGUGGUUGAAGUGUCAAAUCUAAACAAAGUUAAAGAAUGCUAUACAGAGGACUCGAUCCAGGAUCCCAAGCGUAAGGUUCAUAAACCAGUGAAGGGUAUCUUAAGAUUGGAAAUUGAAAAGCUCCAAGCUGGCAUUGUGGAUUUUGAGAAAGCUUUGGACCAUGGAAGUAUAAACUCUUAUCUGGUGGACCAUGGGAAUCGCUUAACUGACGCUGGAUCUGAUGGACCUCAGAAUGUUGAUUUAGAUUCACAUUUGUUUGAUAGGAAAGAUCUGGAUCAAAAUGGAUCAACUUUUCACAGAAAUCCCGAUAUUGGCGCCAAUGAUUUCCAAGCAUUCGACUUUCGGACAACAUCAAGGAAUGAGCCUUUCUUGCAGCUUUUCCAUUGCCUGUAUGUAUAUCCCUUGACAGUUAGCAUUAGUAGAAAAAGGAAUUUGUUUAUACGGGUUGAACUGAGGAAGGACGAUGUAGAUAUCCGCAAACCACCUCCAGAGGCAAUGCAUCCAAGGGAACCCGGCGCUGCACUUCAGAAAUGGGCUCAUACUCAAGUUGCUGUUGGGGCUAGGGUUGCUUGCUACCAUGAUGAAAUCAAAGUUUCUCUUCCUGCUGUUAUGACCACGAUGCACCACCUCUUGUUCACUUUCUUUCAUGUUGACCUUCAAACAAAACUAGAAGCUCCAAAACCUGUGGUGAUAGGAUAUGCUUCUCUACCCUUAUCCACCCAUGCACAGUUAAAAUCUGAAAUUUCAUUGCCCAUUAUGAGUGAAUUGGUUCCGCAGUAUCUUCAAGAUAGUGGCAGGGAGAGGGUAAAUUACUUGGAGGAUGGGAAAAAUGUAUUUAGACUUAGGCUACGAUUAUGUUCAUCAUUAUACCCAAUUAGUGAGCGUAUCAGAGACUUUUUCCUUGAAUAUGACAGGCACGUUCUUCGAACAAGUCCACCUUGGGGAUCUGAGCUUCUUGAGGCCAUUAACAGUCUGAAGAAUGUUGAUUCUACAGCUUUGCUUCAGUUUCUUCACCCAAUUCUGAACAUGCUUCUCCAUCUCAUUGGCAAUGGUGGAGAGACUCUACAGGUUGCAGCCUUCAGAGCCAUGGUUAACAUUUUAACCCGGGUGCAGCAGGAGUCAGUUGAUGAAGGUGAAAGAAAUGUUUUCCUAGUUAACUAUGUUGAUUAUGCUUUUGAUGAUUUUGGUGGGCGCCAACCACCUGUGUAUCCUGGUUUGUCCACAGUUUGGGGAAGUUUGGCCCGUAGUAAGGCCAAAGGGUACCGUGUUGGACCAGUUUAUGAUGAUGUCUUGGCCAUGGCUUGGUUUUUCCUUGAGCUAAUUGUCAAAUCAAUGGCCUUGGAGCAGACUCGGUUGUUCUGUGAUAAUCUUCCUAUGGGUGAUGAUGUUCCACCAAUGCAGUUGAAAGAAGGUGUUUUCAGAUGUAUAAUGCAAUUGUAUGAUUGCCUGUUAACAGAAGUUCAUGAGCGCUGCAAAAAGGGUCUAGGAUUGGCCAAAUAUCUGAACAGUAGUUUGGCCUUCUUUUGUUAUGAUCUUUUAUCGAUAAUUGAGCCUCGCCAAGUUUUUGAGCUGGUGUCCUUGUACCUAGACAAGUUUUCUGGGGUGUGCCAAUCAGUGCUGCAUGACUGCAAGCUUACAUUUUUGCAAAUUCUAUGUGACCACGAUCUUUUUGUGGAAAUGCCUGGACGAGAUCCUUCAGAUAGGAACUACCUUUCAUCUGUUCUAAUACAAGAGAUUUUCCUUACUUGGGAUCAUGAUGAUUUAUCUAUGAGGGCCAAGGCAGCUAGAACUUUGGUGGUUCUUUUGUGCAAGCAUGAGUUUGAUGUUCGUUACCAGAAGCCUGAAGAUAAAUUAUAUAUAGCUCAAUUAUACUUUCCCCUCGUAGGCCAGAUUCUGGACGAAAUGCCUGUCUUCUACAAUCUGAGUUCAAUUGAAAAGCGUGAAGUGUUGAUUAUUAUCUUGCAAAUCAUACGCAACUUGGAUGAUGCCUCUCUUAUAAAGGCUUGGCAGCAAAGCAUUGCUCGUACCAGAUUAUUUUUCAAACUCUUGGAGGAGAGCUUGAGUAGUUUUGAGCACAGAAAACCCGAUGAUGGCAUGCUUAUUGGCAAUAGUUCUCGCAGCACUCCAGGAGAUAAACCCAUAUCCCCAAAGUAUUCUGAGAGACUUUCCCCUGCAAUUAACCACUAUCUGUCAGAGGCUGCACGUCAAGAAGUUGGACCUCAGGGGACACCUGAAAAUGGGUAUUUCUGGCAAAGAGUCAACUCCCAACUAAGCUCACCUAGUCAACCAUAUUCCUUGAGGGAAGCUCUUGCUCAGGCCCAAUCGUCCAGAAUUGGAGCUUCAACCCAAGCAUUAAGGGAAUCUUUGCACCCAAUAUUAAGGCAAAAACUGGAACUUUGGGAAGAAAACCUGAGUGCUGCUGUCAGUCUUCAAGUUUUGGAAAUAUUAGAUAAAUUUUCGGGGACUGUAGCUUCUCAUACGAUUGCCACUGAUUAUGGGAAACUUGAUUGCAUUACAUCUAUAUUUAUGAGUGUCUUUUCGCGUAAUCAACCACUGGUUUUCUGGAAAGCCCUCUUUCCAGUGAUUAAUAGUGUCUUUGAGCUUCAUGGAGCAACGCUAAUGGCAAGGGAAAAUGAUCGUUUCAUAAAACAAGUUGCUUUCCAUCUUCUUCGCCUUGCAGUUUUCCGGAAUGAAAAUAUUAGGAAGAGGGCUGUUAUUGGGCUUCAGAUACUUGUUCGGUGUUCUUUUUCUUACUUUAUGCAGACAGAAAGACUACGAGUUGUGCUAACUAUUACAUUGUCAGAGUUGAUGUCUGAAGUCCAAGUGACACAGAUGAAAUCUGAUGGAACACUUGAAGAAAGUGGCGAAGCUUGUCGUCUUCGAAAAUCGUUGGUGGAAAUGGCAGAUGAAUCUAGAAGUGUCAGCAUAUUGAUAGAGUGUGGUCUUCCUGAAAAUGCACUUGUCACUACUUCUGAAAGAUCAGAGAACCUUUGGUCCUGGUCAGAAGUAAAGUCUCUCUCAGACAGUCUUCUUUUGGCUCUUGAUGCUAGUCUGGAACAUGCACUUUUGGUAUCCAUCAUGACUGUGGACAGAUAUGCUGCUGCAGAGAGUUUUUACAAACUUGCAAUGGCAUUUGCUCCAGUUCCAGAUCUUCACAUAAUGUGGUUAUUGCAUCUAUGCGAUGCACAUCAGGAGAUGCAGUCUUGGGCUGAAGCAGCCCAGUGUGCUGUUGCUGUUGCUGGUGUUGUGAUGCAAGCCCUUGUGAGUAGGAAUGAUGGAGUAUGGAGAUCAGAUCAUGUGACUGCAUUAUGCAAAAUAUGCCCCAUGGUCAAUGGUGAAAUAACUUCUGAGGCCUCGUCAGUUGAGGUAGAAGGAUAUGGUGCUUCAAAACUUACUGUUGACUCGGCUGUGAAGUACCUGCAACUUGCAAAUAAGCUUUUCUCUCAAGCUGAGCUCCACCAUUUCUGUGCUAGUAUUCUCGAACUUGUAAUCCCAGUUUAUAAGAGCAGAAGGUCAUAUGGACAGCUAGCCAAAUGCCACACGAUGCUAACCAAUAUCUAUGAGUCGAUUCUUGAGCAGGAAUCAAGCCCCAUACCAUACACAGAUGCAACAUAUUAUAGGGUUGGGUUCUACGGCGGAAAAUUCGGGAAGCUUGAUAGAAAAGAAUAUGUUUAUAGGGAGCCUCGUGAUGUACGGUUAGGUGAUAUAAUGGAGAAACUUAGUCGUAUAUAUGAGUCAAGAAUGAAUGGAACAACAUUGCACGUAAUCCCAGAUUCUAGGCAGGUCAAAGCUGAUGAACUGCAGAAUGAAGUUUGCUACCUUCAGAUAACUGCAGUUGAUCCAGUUAUGGAAGAUGAGGAUCUGGGAAGCAGAAGGGAAAGAAUAUUCUCACUCUCUACUGGAAGUGUCCGUGCACGGGUCUUUGAUCGCUUUUUGUUUGAUACUCCUUUCACUAAAAAUGGGAAGACCCAAGGGGGACUGGAAGACCAAUGGAAGCGGCGCAGCGUAUUAAAGACUGAGGGUUCUUUCCCUGCUCUUGUGAAUCGUCUACUGGUUAUCAAAUCAGAAUCACUAGAGUUUUCGCCAGUAGAGAAUGCGAUUGGGAUGAUUGAAACACGAACAGCAGCCCUAAGAAAUGAACUUGAAGAGCCUCGCAGCUCAGAAGGGGAUCAACUCCCACGUCUCCAGAGCUUGCAGAGGAUACUUCAAGGCUCAGUUGCAGUUCAAGUGAACAGUGGAGUGCUUAGUGUUUGUACAGCUUUUCUUUCUGGCGAGCCUGCAACAAGGUUGCGGUCACAGGAGCUGCAACAACUGAUUGCUGCACUUCUUGAAUUUAUGGCUGUUUGUAAGCGUGCAAUCCGUGUGCACUUCAGAUUAAUUGGGGAGGAAGAUCAAGAAUUCCACACACAGCUUGUCAAUGGAUUUCAGUCACUAACUGCAGAAUUGUCUCAUUACAUCCCUGCCAUUCUUUCUGAACUUUGAUCAUAAGAUGACUUUUUCCAACGCAUUUUCUUUUGUAGUUUUUUUUUUAUUUUUGGGUACCGUAGAAUGGUUUUCUCUGUUUAUAAUUGUGUUUCAAAAUCUAUCUGGUGGGUGUUUGUUCAUAUGUCUUGGAUUCUUUGAAUUGAAAUGAGAGCUAAUGUUAUAUUUCCUAUUUACCA